GUCUCGCAAAAAGAUUUUUGCCAUUUAUGGAAGUUUUAAUCGCUUACCGGAAAUCAAGUUGCGAAUAAAAUCCAAGAAAAAAUUAAAGAAAAGUGGUUUUUGAUAAAGAUUUUAACGAAAAUUUCGAAGAAAAGUGUUCGAAAAGCCGAUAAAUUACCGAAAAUAAGUAGAAAAAUAUCCCUCGUUGUUGCAAUUAUUUAAUAGUAUGAUAGAAAAAUGAUGGCCAAUCAAAAUGUAAAGUUACUCAAAGACAAUCCAACGUUGCCUGAAUGGAUGAAAAAUCGUAACACGCGCGUUGGUCCCACUCCGCCUCCCAUACCUCAGGGCAAUUCUCCUCUGCCGCCUCUUUUCCCGAAAAAGAUCGAGCCAGAUCCCGACUACGAAGUCAUCGAGUUCCAACAGCAAUACUCCAAUGCGCCACCCGGUGUCCCGCCAAAAGAUAUGGGCGUUGCUGCCGUUGCCAAAUUCACAGGACACAAGUGCGAGUUAUGUGGCAAAAUGAAUGCCGUUAUCAAAUGUGAUCCCUGUACUUUUAUGUUUUGCAUUACCUGCGAUGACAUGUAUCAUCGACAUCCUAAGAGGAAAAUGCAUGUGAGAAAGCGCAUCGAGUUGAAUCAAACAGAAAAACCUCCAUUGCCACCCAAAGGAGAACCCGCUCAACCGCCCAAUUUUCCUGUGCCUCCGCCACGUAAAAACAAGAACAAGUGUCUGCCUAGUCCAGUAAUGUCUCAACGCAGUGCCUGUUCGACCAACAGCAAUCAGGAUCAGAGAACAAUUCGUGCACCGUCGCCUGCCUUGUCAUUACGGGAAAAAAUGGGGUCAUUACGUCGAAUGAUCCCUCCCAUUAAUCGGCCUUUACCGAGUCCGCCGGCAGGCAAAAAAUCUGACAUGAAACCAGUUGAGCCUUUAACCAGAAGUUCGGUCUUUGACUCUAUCAAGAAACCGCCCUCAGUCACAAUGGAAAAGAUCAAAAGUACAACGGCAGCAGCGCUUGACAGAAUGGUUUUAUUACAACAACGGUAUCGUCAACAUCAAGAAACGAUGCGGAAUGACGGCAGUGAUAAAAGUCGUCGAACGAGUACCGCAAGCAGUCUCGCCGGAGAUCAAUCACCAUAUCCCGAUCCUUUUAACCAAAAUUGGUUUAACGCCCACACCGGAAGUGUUACGUCUUUACCGCAAUUCAACAAUCAGCAGUUUAAUCCACAAGUUAAUAAUAAUUUGUUUCACACCCAGACACUUCAGCGACCUCCCAUGCACUCGCAUUCGAAUACUUUGAUGAAUCCCCAUGGAGAUGGUCCCCAGUCACGUCGAUAUAUGUCAGCGUCUGUCUUUAAUUUGCAUCAACAAGCUCCAAAUAGUCCUUUUGGUGCACCACAUCCCGGCUUUCACGGCUACAAUAACAAUGCUCAAUCAAUGGCACAAUUGAAUUGGCAGCAGCAACAACAACAACAAUUUAUGCAACAUCCUUCAUGGAAUGGAUCGAAUUCGAGUAUUAACUUUCCUCCAGGGUACUAUCCGCCUUAUCCAAAGCAUCCGGAUUGGGCUCCUGGAUGGAAUCCCAUGUAUCCUUAUCCAAGUAUGGAUCAAAUGAUGUCAGCUCCUCCAAUUCCUCCCCGUUCUCACGUUUCUUCGCGAGUCAACUCCCGAGCUGCUUCCCCAGCAAUGAGUCAACGUUCCCGUCGUUCCACACGUCACUCAAAUCGCUAUUUGCAGCACGAUCCAACGGACGACGAAGACUCCGACGAUGAACUCGAUGCCGCCGAAGACUUGAAUCGUCCUCGUAGUCGACGCGAAAUCCUUGCAAAUCGUGCAGCACGUCGCGGCGGUCGAAAAAUGUCGACCCAAAGUAACUUUGAAAUGGACAUGAAUGAUCCCGUCGAGAGCGAUACUGCUGCAACGGCAGUCACAUCAACACGUAGCAACCGUUUUUCGCAUCGUCGAGGUGAUGGACGUCGCGGCCCUUCGGUUGCGCGAUCCCUUCACGAAUACCCGAUCACGAAAAAAGUGUCGCCCAGCAGAGAAAUUCCCUUUAAUUCGUUGAAAAAGAAUCAUCUACGACCACCACGAUCGGAUUCUCUGACAUCCACGUCGGAAAUUGAGUCCAGCGAUAGACAUUCGCACAAAAGUCAGGGCAUUUUGAAACAAUCAACGACAAAAUUGGACCAAGUUGAGACCAAAAGUCCUCCGAAAAGUCCGGAAAAGGCACCGGUAGAGAAAAAACCGGCAUCAACUACCAACGCAAAGACUUGGGAAUGCGAGCAUUGUACAUUUGUGAACGACAUCUCGUCUCGCAUUUGCUCAAUUUGCUGCAAAACGUCGACCAAAGUGCUGGAAACGCUUCCACCGUCGCCGCCAGAGAUGAUAGAGCUGGAAGAGAAAACUGAAACAGUUACACCGGACCAGCAGAAUAACACGUUGAACUUGAAAGAAGAUGAUGUGAUGCAAAGAUCUGUCGGAUCUCUGGAUGGAAAAGCGCGCGAAAAUUUCCGAAAAUUAAAGUCUGCUUUGAGUACCGAAAAUUUUGACAAUGCCAGUGUUCACAGUGACGAAAUCGAACGACGAAUUCUCGACAAAAUCGAAGCGAUGACCACGCAGGAAGGCACGGAUAUGAAAAAUGAAGCAAAUUCGCAAGAAUCAAACGUUUAUCACGAGACCAAAGACGAAAGUGAGGCACAACGAAAAAUUAGUACAGGCACGUCUCCGCCUCCGCAGAGCAUUUCCACGCAAACUUAUGACACGGUCGAGUUCAAGAAAGACGAAAUUCCGAAGCACGUUGCACCUGAAAAGUAUCAAAGAUCGCAUUCGAUAGCGAUUGGGACAGAUUUGCAGGCGCCGGUGCCGAUGACGAGGUCUGUGAGUGGACAAAGUUUCGAUAUGCAGAGCAUGAUGUCGACUUCACCACGAGCUCAAAGCCCGGACCUUAACCGACAAUUUAACGAAGCAUUUUUCGAUUAUCUAACGAUGGGAGCACCUUCUAACAAGUACAAGAGUGUCUCUGAUCUUCGACAGCAAGCAGCUUAUCCAAGUUACAAGACAGCAGCAUCCGGAAUGGGCAGUUUACGUCGCACAUCGAUUAACGAUUUUCAUUUUGGAGGAAUUAUGGGUACUAAAAAUGAAAUGGCGCCAAGUAUGGUAGAACCACGUCCGCAAAACAGUACUGGGCAAGAACUUGUUCGGUUGCUGAGAGAGGCAGAGGCUUACAAAUAUACUGCUGAAGAGUUACAAGCGGCAUUAAAUCAUUGCAACGACGAAAAUCCGGUCACGUGGCUGCGCGAAAAUUGGUCACGCUUGAUCGAAACUGUGCAGACACUCGCUACGAAAUACGGGCACGAGCACAAAGAAAACAUAAUUGGCACAAUUUCUGCCAUUGAAGCGCGCGAAGCACUACGCUUACACAAAGGCAACAUCUGGCAGGCUGUGAGCGAGUGCAUUGAGCAAAGACAACGCAAAUAUCACGAAAUUUCCUCACGUGGCAACUACACGAGAGAGGAUAUCGUCACUAGUCUUACCGCGCAUCAUGGAAAUUUGGAGUUGGCCUUAGUUGAGUUGGGCAAGACGCAAUUAAAGCCCUUUUUAAUGAAAAUUUGGGGACCACCGUCGGGCGUCGAGAACGAAAGUGGCAAUAAUUUCUACGAAGGAGCGUCAUCGGGCCCUGAUCCGAGGCAGCAACAGAAUAGAAAUUCCGACAUUGAUAAUUUUUUAUCGCACCACAUUGGCGAAAUGAUGAGUGCCGGUAUCCCUCUCACGAACGAAGAUGCCAUAAAGGCAGCACGCGCGGUAAGUCCAAUCCCAAAAAAUAUAUCUGAAGUGUACGAAUUAGAGGCACAAACGCCUCCACCGAUAUCAACGUCGCCCGAACCGGUGCCCAACACGAGCAUUUUACGCGACAUCGAGUCCCUGAUCGAACAAAUGGAGAACAAACAGGCGAAACAGAACGAAAGCAUGAUGAAAAACAUCGAGGGACUCCUCGGAAACCUCUUGAAAAAAGUUCAUUCCGAAUCGUCGUCGUCCACGCACGGCAGUGUCGAGCAACUUCGUGUCAAAAGCCCAAUUCCAGUACAAAAGAAAUCCGCAAAGGAAAAUUACGAACUGAAAAAUUUCAUUAACGAUCACAUUCAGGACAUCAAUCCAGUAUUUACGAAGCAGCUGCAGUCGGAAAUGAACGAAAGCGAGAACAACAUCAAAACUUUCGUCGAGCAAGAGAUGCGAGCGCAACAGUUGGAAGAGCAUUUCGAGGAAAUGGGAAGCAAACCAAACUUGAAUCACGAUAAUUUGCUUUUGAUCUCGAUGGAGGAAAAUCGAACGGAUGUCGAAACGAGUACCGAACGCGAAAGUUCGAGUUUGUCGCAGUAUUCAGAAGCGCUGGACGAUCCCUUUAGCCAUGAAACGGAAAAUCGAACGAAAAACCAACAACAACAAGAAAACGAAAACUCCAUUGAAGAAAUUGAAAAAUGGCUCGAAAAUAUUAUGCAGACUGCUGACGAAAUGACGCCCGAAAACUUAUUGGCUUUGAAUAAUGCGAGACUCUCAAGCAUGAAAAACAACACGAUAGACCGUCAAAAGGGCGCUUCAUCACGUCAAAGUAGCAGUUUUCAAUCUGUGGGAGAUUUUCAGCUUGCGAGUACAAGUUCGCGACAAGAUACGUACGAUUUUAACACUCCAGAGGAGGAAAAUCAGUAUUUUUCGGGGUUAGACGCCCCAAAAAUUGACAAUAAAAUGGAAGAAAGCACGGAAACAGUGACAAAUAAUCGACUUUCAACAAUUUCUUUUGCGACGGCAACUUCGGAAGUGUCAGAAAUUGAAUUUGAAGCUGUAGAAAUGCAAGAAAGUAUUAAAGAUGAAGUCUUUGAACAAAUACCAGAACCUGUUGUAGAGCCAGAAAUACUUGAAUCGUACUCGAAAGUGGUUGUGAAUGAUCAAAAAGAUAUAAUUUUGACUCAGAAUGUUCCUGAUGUUGCUCCUGAAGUGAUAGAAGUUCAACCUAACGAAGUUUUAAAUGAAAAAAAUGAUUCUAACGUCAUUGCUUCAAGUUCUGUUACUUCAGAAAUUGCUAAUGUUGCUUCAAAUGUGGUCGUAAAUGAAGUUGUGGAUGUACAAAAAGACAAAAAUCUCAUACAACAAGCUUCGGAAACGACAAAAAGCCCUGAAAAAGCUGAAAUUCAAUCAAUUUCUGACGAAAAUGAAGUUAAAAAUGUCCAAAAAGAAACAAAUCUUACACGACAAGAAGUUAUUUCCGCUUCAUCGAGCUCAGAAAAGCAAGAUUCUAACAUCAAAGUCACAAAUGAAAACCCACAACUCAGUAUUUCUGCCGAAAAUCAAGCUAAAAAUGAUAAAAAUGAUGCAAUUCGUGACCCAUCAACCUCAAAUGCUCCAAUUUCUGAACAAAUUGAGAGUCCCUUGAUGACAACUACUGAAUUAGAUGAAAAAUCUGAAGCCUCAGAUGAGGAACAAGUGACAGAUAGUCCCGUAAGGUUCUCAAUAAACCGUGGACAAUAUACUAGAACGAUUGCUCGGCUUUACAAAAAAGUUUUAAGAAAACGAAAAAAGGCGCAAAAAAGUGCUCAGGCCAUGCUUCUCAAAAAAAUGCAAGAAAAUCCGGAAUCUCAAGGCAAUGAAACGGCUUCAGAGGCUCAACAACCAGAAAAUUCUCCUAUUCCCGUCACAAUUUCUGAUAAACAACCAAGUCCUGCUACCGAAAGUCCUUCGAGUUCAAGUGGAAGCACAACAGUCGCAAACACAACUCCAACUGAAAGUCUUCCUGCUUCACCUCAAAAGUCAAAUUCUCUCGUAAAUUCUAAUAAUUUAUCAGAUCUGGUCGAAAAUACGCAAAAACUCAUCAAACAAAUGAAAGAAGAAAUCAGUUCGGAUAUCUUAACUUUCGCCAGUGGCGAGUCUGAAGAGGAAUAUUCGUCAUUAGGGGACGACGACAACUCGGAUGAAUGGACUGACGAUGUGAGUGAUGAGGAAAUUUUCGAAGAUAGUUACGGUGAUUUGUCGAAUUUCGAUGAGGAUGAACGGGAAAUGACCCCCAUUGUAUUGGAUAGUUCGGAAAAUGCACCAGAAAUUGUCGAAGAAACAACAAAAAUUGAGGAAAUGAACCAAAAUGGAAAUUCAGAAGUGAAAAUUGUUGUAAAUACAGAAGUUGAAGAAGAAAUUAGGAAUGCGGAGAUGAUUCAAGCCAUAAAUGCUCCCGUUCAAAAUCAAGUUUUGGAAAAUAAUGUCGAAGAAAAUGUAACGGAAGUCCCAAAUGUUGAGGAAAAACCAGCAAUUGUCGAAGAUGACCGAGAAGCUCAAAUCAAAAAAAUAAUUGAGACUGUAAGAAAUGCUGAAUUAAUGUUCGAAAUGGACAUAAAUGAGAAUUUACUGGAAAAUGUCGUGGAAAUUCCUUUGCAGGUCGAAGCCAUUCAACUGACAUCUCAACUGGUGGAGGAUUUGGCAACGGCUUCAGCGCUAGAGAUUAAAGUAGAAACGGUUGAGCAUCAUGAACCAACAAAUUCGGAAGUAAAGAUUGAAUCUCCAUUGCCAGAAAAGACAGAAAAUGUUACUUUGGACCAAACAAAUGUUGCAAAAAGUUCCACAGUAGAGGAAAGUUUGGAGCCAGUGCCUCAAACGACGUCAAAUGAACAAGUUUUGAGCAGCGAAAGUGCUUCAAAUACCGCUCAGGAGACAAUUUCCGAAAAUGUUGUUGAAGAAAAUGUUGAAAAAGUUCAACCUCCAGCCUCAAAAAUUGAUCCAAAAACGAAAAUUAGUCCCAAAAAAGGCAAGAAAAGCUCAAAUAAUGAGCCACAAAGAAAAGUUUCCACAGAAAAUGUUUCAAAUAAUUCAAAAUCCACUCCAACUGCAAAGCCAGGAACAGUUCAAAACACGCCAGGACCUUCGUCCUCGAAAGCAGGACCAUCGAAACCAAGCACAUCGCAAGCCAGUAACUCUCAAGCAGGUCCCUCUCGCUUACCAGUACCGAUCGACACGAAAAUUCCCAAAAAGAAAUACCACGAAACGUGUUUCAGCGAUGACUAUCAAACGACAGACGACGAAGACGAGCGUCAAAAAGUCUCGUUGUCGAACGGGCCAAUCAGGAAUUUAGUGAAAGAUUUGAGUAUUGACUCGGAAAAUCUUGAACCGGAAUCGUUGGACCGUUUAGCUCGUCGAUUGCUCGCAGAAGGUCAUGUCAAAAAUUAUCUCGAAGGAGAGCUUGCAGCGACGUUGAUCGAUCAAAAGUUCACCCAGGAACAAGCUUUAUGGGCUGCUUCCAUUUCUAGCACGAUCGAUGAGGCAUUGGAAAAAUUACAGGCUGAAUGCGAGCUUUGUACUGAAAAAUCUCCGUUGAAUGAGAUGAUUUCCAUGUUGAAAUGCACUCAUAAGUGUUGCAAGGAAUGUGCCAAAAAUUAUUUUACGAUUCAGAUCACGGAUCGUUCAAUCGGUGACUGCGUGUGUCCCUUUUGCAAGAUGCCCGAGCUGCAAGACACGGAAAUCCACGAAGAUGAAGUUCUCGAGUACUUUUCCAACCUGGAUAUCUUGCUAAAAAGCAUUUUGGAAGAAGAAACGCACGAACUAUUUCAACGAAAACUACGCGAUCGAACUCUCAUGCAAGAUCCAAACUUCAAAUGGUGCGUCCAAUGCUCUUCCGGAUAUUUUGCGCGACCACGUCAACGUCGCUUGAUUUGUCCAGAUUGUGGUUCUGUCACGUGUGCUCAAUGUCGCAAGCCAUGGGAAUCGCAGCAUGAUGGCUUAACAUGCGACAAAUUCGCAGAAUGGAAAGAAGCAAAUGAUCCGGACAAACAAGCGGAAGGCGUUCAAAAACAUUUGCAGCUGCAUGGCAUCGAAUGUCCCAAGUGUAAAUUCAAGUAUGCCCUUGCGAGAGGUGGUUGCAUGCAUUUUACGUGCACACAAUGCAAAUUUGAGUUCUGCUACGGGUGCCAAAAGCCGUUUAAGAUGGGUGCCAAAUGUAAAGUUUCACCAUUUUGUGCGAAAUUGGGACUUCAUUCGCAUCAUCCAAGAAAUUGCUUGUUCUAUUUGCGUGACAAGCAGCCAUAUGACUUGCAAACGUUACUCAAGAUGAACAACAUCCCCUUCGAAACGGAGCCAUCUGCCGCCUUAAAGAUGGUUGAUGAGGAAAAUGUGAACAAAAACAACCGAAAAUGCCCGGUUCAGUUGCAAAAAGAAACUCCAACUGGCUUAGUUGACACGAUCUGCAAUGAUGAGGUAUCCGAGGGUAAUGCUGGACUGUGCAAGACUCAUUACACUGAAUAUUUGGUUGGUAUUGUCUCGCAAUCACGCAUCGAUCCUCUGCCAAUCUUCGACUUGCAAGAUUGCGUUCAGGAAUUGCGUCGUCGUGGAAUUCAACUUCCCGAACGUGGUCCAUGGGACACAGAUCCGAUCUACAGGGAUAUGUGUCAAAAGAUUGUUCAAGAACAAAUCCCAUUAGAGUGAAUUUUAAAAUGUGAAAGAUGUCCUGAAACUGCCUCUUUUUAUUGUGAAAUUUUUAAGACAACAAGAAUCUAAGGGAAUUUUAUUUAUUAAA
Molecule: messenger RNA, 8521 nt
Organism: Culicoides brevitarsis
Lineage: Eukaryota; Metazoa; Arthropoda; Insecta; Diptera; Ceratopogonidae
Gene: LUBEL
Product: E3 ubiquitin-protein ligase lubel
Exons: 21
Coding region: 217-8430 (2737 amino acids)
Biological process (GO): protein linear polyubiquitination
Cellular component (GO): LUBAC complex
Molecular function (GO): K63-linked polyubiquitin modification-dependent protein binding; linear polyubiquitin binding; ubiquitin protein ligase activity
Source: RefSeq, a predicted model, not a curated record